This is a messenger RNA of Amphimedon queenslandica, 2112 nucleotides long. RefSeq lists its product as uncharacterized. The transcript is spliced from 3 exons. The record is from RefSeq and is a predicted model, not a curated record. Lineage: Eukaryota; Metazoa; Porifera; Demospongiae; Haplosclerida; Niphatidae. The coding region runs from base 9 to 1964 and encodes 651 amino acids.
UUAACAAAAUGAAUGUGGCAGGAGCUACGACAGAGAAACGACUCACCAAGAUUAUUAAAAAAAAGGUCAAAGCUACAGAUAUAAUACUCAGCAUUGCAGUAGUCCUCAUAUUUCCUUUUGAUCUACUUAACACGCUGGCCAUAGUAAGCUGGCGUCGUGGUAAUGGAGGAGAAAUACCUACAAGAGCUAGGAUUGGGUUUUAUUUUGCAUUUGUUGCCCUAUAUCUUGUUACUGCUCUUUUUGUAACAACAGCAAUUUCAUGCAACAAAAGGCUGUAUAAGGCAUGGAAAAAAAAGCAAUGCAGGCCAAUAUGUUCAUGUCACAAAAGGCAUUACAUGCAAAAUUGUAAGAAGAUAGCUUUGUUUGUUCUCGAAAUAUUAGCCAUUUUAAGUGUUGCAGUAUACUUCUUUGGAGAUAACUUUGCUGAAGCGAUACCUAACAAUGAUAGUGUCAAAUAUGUGUCAGGAGGACUCAUUGGUACUGCACUUGUUUCACUAUAUAUUUUCAAUUUUAUUCAUGGUAAAAUAAAGGAUUCUAACAAAAAGGAAGAAAACUUAAUUGAAAAAUCUCUUAAAAAAGGCAAAAUCAACGAAAUUGAAUGGGAUAAAAGAAACAAAAAAAGAAACGCAAAGUUUUAUGAGGCACUUUACAUGUUAAUACUUGAAGCAUUUGGGUUUAUUCCAUUGAUUGAUGGUGGCUAUACCUUACUUUUAGAACUUGAUGAUCCGUGUGAAAAUAGAAAAAAAACAAAAUUCUUCAUUCUCCUGUGGGUUAUUUAUGCACUCAUAUUAGCUCUAAUAGUAGUAUAUGUAAUGCUUAGGCCGUGUAUUGUCAUGUUGAAGUUAACAAGUCAAAAAAUAAAAAUCAAUCAGAAUUUCGAAGGAUCAUGUAAUGAAGAAGUAACCAACUAUGGUGGAACAGUCACGUGUACAUACAAGACUGAAAAUAUUCAAAGAAAUGAUGAUGGUACUCGUACAAUUACUGGAUAUGAAGAUGUGAUGAUUGAAGGAGGAGUAACAAAAAGCAAUAGCCAAACAACCAUUAAAGGAAUAUUCAACACUCAGCCUGUAACAAUAGCAGUCAUUGGAGGGAAACAACCAAAUGGCAAAAAUGGAGGAACAACAAUUAUUGAAGGAAGAGACAUCAUUGCAGAAGGAGAUCUUAUAUUUGUCAAUGGAACAAUAGAAAAUAAAGAAGGAAACAAUCGACAACAACAAGACGGACAACAACAACAAGAAGAAGAUAGACAACAACGUGCUUUAAUAAUUGAAGGAAGAAUAAAGAGGCAACAAAAUGAAGAAAAUGAGAAUGGAGAACAUACAUGUACUUUAACAAUCGAAGGAGGAAUUACAAGCAUCAUUGGUGGAACAACAACGCUCACUGCAGACAGUGCUGAAAUUAAAGGUGCAACAGUUCAAAAUGAAGAUGACGCCCUACAUUAUAGUGGAGUAUGCUGUGAAAACAAUACAUGUACAAGUUUAUGUUGCUUGACUAAAUGUACAUGUAAUAGCAACCAUUACUUAAUAAAGUCAUGGAACAACUUAGUAACAAAAUGGAACUGGACCAUAGCUGGAUUUCUUUACAUCAUAUUAAUCCUCAGCUUCUUUUGUAUUGCAUCAUUUUUGGUUGCUGAUAAUAUUCAACCUUUGGAAUGUACACUUGAAAUACACAACAAUGAAUUAGAAGAUGGUCUUAACAUUAGGAUAGGCUUGCUAUGUGUCUCUUUUGUAUGCUAUGUAAUAUGUAUGGUUCUAGCAAUUAUAUUUUGCUGCAGAUCUUAUUGCUUGAAACCAAAAGAGGAGGAUGGAGAUGAGGAUGGAGAUGAGGAUGGAGAUGAGGAUGGAGAUGAGAACGGAGAUGAGAAUGGAAAUGAGAACGGAGAUGAGAAUGGAGAUGAGGAUGGAAAUGAGGAUGGAGAUGACGAUAAAGAUAAGAUGGGGCGGCAAAUGAGGCCACCAGUCUAACUUUAACUAUACAAGCUGAUGUGCAUAAUACAAGAAACAUUAACUUCAAGCAAUAAAUAUUGCAUAGGAAAAUUUGUCCCUUUUAAUUUUUAAUAGUAUUACAAUGUUAGUUUUGCAAUAAUUACUGAUUGUGUUUCUUUAGAAAAUA